AUGGCAUUUGAGAGAAGAAUAUGCUCGAUAGGAAAGACAGCGAUUUCUUCAUCAGACAAGGCAUCCGUACAGCUGACGCUGGCAAUGCUUGAUCAGUAUGGACAGAUUACUGGGAACGUGAGAAUCUAUGACAUUUCUGGGGCGAUCAGAAAGUCUGGCCUUGGUGACGGGCUGAUACUUGAGAAGAUAAGAGCGGAUGAGGCCGUUUGA
Messenger RNA from Ordospora colligata OC4, 210 nucleotides. RefSeq names its product ribosomal protein S21e. Gene Ontology annotation, molecular function: structural constituent of ribosome. Lineage: Eukaryota; Fungi; Microsporidia; Ordosporidae. The transcript has a single exon. Bases 1 to 210 code for a protein of 69 amino acids. The record is from RefSeq and is a predicted model, not a curated record. Gene Ontology annotation, biological process: translation. Gene Ontology annotation, cellular component: ribosome.